This is a messenger RNA of Erigeron canadensis, 1995 nucleotides long. Its product is annotated as casein kinase 1-like protein 2. Lineage: Eukaryota; Viridiplantae; Streptophyta; Magnoliopsida; Asterales; Asteraceae. Gene Ontology annotation, cellular component: cytoplasm; nucleus. The coding region runs from base 287 to 1690 and encodes 467 amino acids. Gene Ontology annotation, biological process: peptidyl-serine phosphorylation; endocytosis; signal transduction. The transcript is spliced from 14 exons. Gene Ontology annotation, molecular function: protein serine/threonine kinase activity; ATP binding. The record is from RefSeq and is a predicted model, not a curated record.
CCUUCUCUCUCCCCCAAAUCCAUCAUUAUUCCAACCUAAUUACACUCACACACACACACAUAUAUUCAUUCAAUUAUUAUAUCAAUUCAAUUGAUCUAAUUUCUUUUGACCUAAUUUUUACAUUUCUUACAAUAGAAGCCUUAACUUCACUGUUCAUGGCGGUUGACGCUGGUGGUUGACGUGGACUUCCGGUUCACUUCAAUCCUCCGAGUCACCGCUUCAAGCACCUGACCGGAAUUUCUUUAAAUUAGGGUUUUAAAUUAUCUAUAUAUACAUUUUUUUUGUGAUGGAACCUCGUGUGGGGAAUAAGUUUCGACUAGGGCGUAAGAUCGGUAGCGGUUCUUUCGGAGAGAUCUACUUAGGUACUAAUAUUCAGACUAAUGAAGAAGUUGCUAUUAAGCUUGAAAAUAUCAAAACAAAACAUCCGCAAUUGCUUUAUGAAUCGAAGUUGUACAAGAUUCUACAAGGAGGAACUGGAAUUCCAAAUGUGAGGUGGUAUGGUGUUGAAGGAGACUACAAUGUUCUCGUGAUGGAUUUAUUGGGACCGAGUCUUGAGGAUUUGUUUAACUUCUGUAGUAGGAAGUUGUCAUUGAAAACCGUCCUUAUGCUAGCUGAUCAGAUGAUCAAUCGUGUUGAAUUUAUCCAUUGUAAAUCAUUUUUGCAUAGGGAUAUUAAGCCAGACAACUUUCUUAUGGGUUUAGGAAGGCGUGCUAAUCAGGUCUAUGCUAUUGAUUUUGGGCUAGCCAAGAAAUAUAGGGACUCUACAACUCAUCAGCAUAUUCCUUAUAGGGAGAACAAGAACUUAACAGGGACAGCUCGGUAUGCUAGCAUGAAUACUCACCUUGGAAUUGAACAAAGUAGAAGAGAUGAUUUGGAAUCACUUGGAUACGUUCUUAUGUAUUUCCUAAGAGGAAGUCUCCCCUGGCAAGGACUGAAAGCUGGGAACAAGAAACAGAAGUAUGAAAAAAUUAGUGAGAAGAAGGUCUCCACCUCUAUUGAGUCUCUAUGCCGGGGAUACCCAACAGAGUUUGCAUCAUACUUCCAUUAUUGUCGCUCUCUAAGAUUUGAUGAUAAGCCGGAUUAUGCUUAUUUGAAAAGAAUUUUUCGUGAUCUUUUUAUUCGUGAAGGUUUUCAGUUUGAUUACAUCUUUGAUUGGACUAUUUUGAAGUAUCAGCAAUCACAGCUUGCCAAUCCUCCAUCCCGUGGUCUUGCUGCUGCUGCUGGAACAAGUUCAGGUAUACCUCCCGUGGCUGCCAAUUCGAAUAGGCUGUCAGGUGGCGAAGAAGUUAGGCCUGGUUGGUCCUCCUCAAAUCCUUCCCGAACUAGAAAUGUUGGAAUGCCCUUCAGUUCUGGAAACCUUUCUAAACAGAAAAAUCCAGCUUCCAGUGAUCCAGCCUUGAGUAGAGAGUUAUCGAGCUCUAAUAUGUUGCAAUCAUAUGGAUCUUCAAGGCGACCUGCUGUCUCUGGCAGCCGUGACCCAAUGCCAAGCAGUGGUGAAGCCGAGCCAUCACUUGGGCGCACAACAGAUGCAAGCCCUGGCGCUCUUCGCAGAGUCACAAGUAGCGGUCAAAGGAGUUCGCCCGUCGUAGCUUCAGAUCAGAAACGCUCGACUACCAGUAAAAACCCGGGGCCCGCUAACAUAAAGAACUUUGAAUCAACUCUCAAAGGUAUCGAGGGUCUGCAUUUUUAAACACAAAGUGAUAACAGGUUUGUUUCAUUUGAUCAGCCAUGGCUUGGCCAUGGCUCGGUGGCUCCUGCACCAUGUAAAUUUUUUUCAAAAGUAAAGAACCCGGAUACGAAUGUGUUGUCUCAGUUCACGCAAUAACAAAGAGGUCUUUGGAGGCCAGAGGCAUUCCAGAACUGUUAUGUUUUUUCAAUACACGUGGUUUUGUGGAAACUGAGAUGCUAUGUUGUGGAUAUCAACUUUGUAAUAUGGAUGUCAACCAUUGUAUGAUUUUUUAUUAAUUCAAUACGAGACUCGUGAUGCUUGUGGUA